GAAAUGUGGAGACGACGGCAAGCCUAGCCUUCUAUCUCUCGCGAGAAUUAAUAAUUUUCUAAUAAUUUAACGACUUUCGAACGAACUAGACGACGUGAAAAUGGAAGAACUAAACAACGCAACGAUUGUCGACUCAAAUAAGACGCUUCAUUGAGUUUAAGCAUUUGUUUUAAUAGCAAAAAGAAAAACAAAGGAAAAGCUUUAAUGCAAAAAUAAACAGUCGACAGAAAAUUACGAUCAAGGUUGACAGCAAACUCCAAGGAAUAAUCAAGUUUUGAGACUUAAAAUUAUUAAAUAUAAAUAAAAACCCACAAAAAUGUUGCGCAAUACUCCUUUUGGUGGCACGCCCACAUAUAAAUUGAUAUUGGGCCUGGGUCUAUGCUCCCUGGGCGGUGCCAUGCUGUAUGCGUACUUUAAGAAUCGCAGCGAUGAGGAGGACCGAGAAGAGACCAGAAAUCAAACAGAACUGGAACAUCAGCAACAGCAGCAGAGGCCAAAGGAAAUUGUACUUAAAAUUGUGGUGGAUAAUGAGCAUGUGCCGCUGAUUAUGGGACGCGGAGGUGCCAAUAUCAAGUUGAUUGAGGAACGAACCACGGCCAAGAUAAGAUUACGCGACAAGGACAGCCAACACAAAUAUUGUGACAUUAGCGGCAUACCCGAGGCCGUGAAGGCAGCCCGUGUGCUGCUCAUACGUGAAAUCGAGCGUGCGCCCAUUGUCAAAGUGGAGCUGCAAGUGCCACAGCGGCUGGUGAGCAAACUGAAUGGACGGGGCGGCGAAAUCAUUCAAGACAUUGGUCGCAAUUCGUUGGCCAAGCUCACAAUCGAUACGAAUGGACGGAAUGGCAAGGCCAAGAUCACAUUGGUGGGCAAUCAGAAGCAGGUGAAUAUUGCACGCAAACUGCUGGACGAUCAGAUCGAGGAGGAUGAAGAGCUGCUGCGUUCCGUAGAGGAGGUGGAACAGCGCCGUGAGCCACGCCGUUCGCCCACCAAUAGCGUGGCCUCCUCCAGCCUGUACUCGUCGCAGACAUCGCUCAGCUCUAUGCAGCCGCGCGACAAACUGAUGGCUGCCCGUGGCGAUGAUAAGCCCAUGGAGGUGUAUGUCUCCGCUGUGGCCUCGCCCACAAAGUUUUGGGUGCAGCUGGUGGGUCCGCAGUCAAAGAAACUCGAUGAUAUGGUCAAGGAGAUGACCAACUACUAUAGCAGUGCCGAAAACCGAGCCAAACAUAUCCUGACAGCACCCUAUGUGGGUCAGAUAGUGGCCGCUGUGUUUAAAUUUGAUGAGAAAUGGUAUCGUGCCGAGAUUGUGGACAUUAUGCCCAAUCAAUACAAUCCCCAGGAGCUGGUGAUUGAUCUUUAUUUUGUGGAUUAUGGCGACAGCGAGUAUAUUUCCCCAGCGGAUAUUUGUGAGCUGCGCACCGAUUUCCUAACACUCAGAUUCCAAGCGGUUGAAUGCUUUUUGGCCAAUGUCAAGUCCACCAUUAACAAUGAGCCAAAUACAUGGCAAAAAUCAUCCAUAGCAAAGUUUGAAGAGAUGACAGAGGUGGCCCACUGGCGUAAGCUUAUCGCACGCGUUGUCACCUACAAGGAGCGUCCCAAGGUGACGGCUGGCGUGAAUGCAGCCACCCGCGAGGGCACACCAUUGCCAGGCAUGGAGCUGUUUGAUCCCGCCGAAGGAGCUGAUUUGAAUAUUGGCGAUUUGAUGAUUACACAGGGCUUUGCCCUGCCCAUAGAUGAUGCAUAUCCGGUGCGUUCACGUUCCAGCACGCCCUCGAAUCAAAGCGAUUCAACGAUUGAGGAGCUGUGUGCCAGCACAACGCCUGUAACACCGCACUCCCCCAUGUCGAUGUCCCUAACAAACGAUGCCGAUAGCAGCUCAACAGCAGCGGAGGAUGCACAUUUUGUCCAGCAGCUAGAGCAGUUGCAGCAUAAACUGAAUGGCAAUGACAUGGCCAGCAUAGAUCCAAUUAAAUUGACGGCGACAGACUAUCAGAAUGGCAAUAACAAUAAUUCACCAACCACAAAUGGGCAUGCUAACCACUAGUUAUGCUCGCUUAAUUAUUUCGAGGGCAGCUCUCACUACUUGACGUGUACAUAAAUGCUUAGUUUUUAAGGCAACCCUUUACUUAUAGUUAACAACAAAUUGGUCCCAAAUGCGGGGCCUGCAUAUCCUAAACUCGGAACUGACGAUAAUUUAUAUGUAUAAAUACGAGUAUAUAUGUAUGUAUGUAUGUCGUGGACUGGCACAAAUCCUUAAUUGUUUAUAGAUAUGAAACCAUAUGCCAUGUUACUUAUUGUUUUUAGCAAUAGACGAACAAAACUUGUAAAAAUACAGAAAGACACAAAAAAUGUA
This is a messenger RNA of Drosophila obscura, 2350 nucleotides long. It is a transcript of the gene papi, whose product is annotated as tudor and KH domain-containing protein homolog. The transcript is spliced from 5 exons. Gene Ontology annotation, molecular function: RNA binding. NCBI's taxonomy places the organism in Eukaryota, Metazoa, Arthropoda, Insecta, Diptera, Drosophilidae. The record is from RefSeq and is a predicted model, not a curated record. The coding region runs from base 317 to 2041 and encodes 574 amino acids. Gene Ontology annotation, biological process: spermatogenesis.